Petromyzon marinus (sea lamprey) is the source of this 3045-nucleotide messenger RNA. The record is from RefSeq and is a predicted model, not a curated record. NCBI's taxonomy places the organism in Eukaryota, Metazoa, Chordata, Hyperoartia, Petromyzontiformes, Petromyzontidae.
CACCACCAGCAGCAGCAGCAGCAGUUCGUGGCCGAGUUCGACGACGAGGAGGAGGAGGACGACGACGUCGCCGGCGCCGCGGUCGCCGCCGGCGUGGCGGGCGCGUCGGCGGCGGCGGCGCGGCUCUGCGAGGAGGAUGAGGACGACGAGGAGGCGGUGCGCGAGGAGGUGAUAGUCCGCUACGACGACACGCAGCGCGUCAUCCUCGCCGAGCAGUGCGUGCGCCGGCUGCUGUCGGCGACCGACGACGUCGAAGACGAGGACGACGCCGGCGCCGGGCGGACGGAGAGCAACGACGUCGCCGGCGACGACCGCGGCGACGGCGGCGGCGGCGGCGGCGGCGCCUGCGUCGGCGACGACGGCGCCGGCGCCGGCGCCGACGGAGGAGACGAGGACCCGGCCGACGCGGUGGCGGUGGUUGCGGCCAGGAAGAAGUACAGCGAGUCGGAGGUGAUGCUGGCUGAGCAGUGCCUCAAGCUGCACCAGGCGGCGGCGGAGGCGGCCGAGACGGCGCUGCUGGUGGGGGCGAGCGAGGGGGACGGGCAAGGCGGCGGCGAGCCGGAGGUGCGGGUCAUGUACAUCGGCACCGACGUCGCCGCCGCCACAAACGCGGCGGCGGCGGCGGCGGCGGCGGCCGGCACCAGCGGGUACCAGCUCGCCGGGCGGGCCUACGCCGCGACCGGCAGGAGCCCCGUGGACGAACCGGAGAAACAGCCGGUGCUGGCCGCGACGACCAGGCCGGCGGCGCCCCCUCCUCCGCUGCCCCCGCCGGCGCCGGCACCGCUGCCGCACCAGCAGCAGCAGCAGCAGCUGUCUCAGCAGCAGCAGCAGCAGCAGCAGCUGCUGCAGUACACGAUUGAGAAGGUGGUGCCGAACGGCGGCGCAAGUGUGCAGCACGAGGCAGUGGCCGUGACGGUGCUCACGGCGCACGAGCACGCGCACCUUGUCGAUGCCGGCGGCGGGAAGGAGUGGCCGGAGAAGCGGCCGCGGCUGGACGAGCGCUACGCGGCGCCGUCGGGAGAGUACGACAAGGCCGCCGGUCCCGCCGGCGGCGGUUGGCACUUUGGAGGGAAGGCGGCCGGGGCGACCGCCGCCUCCGCCGGUCCCCACCUGGUAGCGCCGGCGGAGGUGAAGUUCGAGGCGGCGUGCGGGCAGUACUACCAGUCGGUGCUGGAGAAGGCCACCAUGGUGCAGCAGCAGCAGCAGCAGCAACAGCAGCCGGCGCUGGCGGCUGCGUACUCGGCGAGCAAGAGCAUCGGAGCGGACGGGCGCUACACGUUCAUUAACCACGGGGGCCUCCUCAAGACGGCGUCGCCCGCCGAGGCGGCUGAGUUGGAAGCGCGAGCGCUGCUAGCAGCCCGCGUGGACCCCCACCGGGACCCCCCCGCGGCCCCUCCCCCUCCCCCCGGGGCUCCCAGCGCCGCCUCGGUGCUGAGCGCCACCUCAUGCUUCUCGUCGGCGUCGUCCUCCUCCUCCUCCCCCUCGUCGUCGUCGUCGAAGCCAUCCGGAGCACCGCCCCACGUCACCGCCUCCACCAUCAAGAGCACGGGCAGCUCCACGCCGCUGCCCGACUUCUCCACGCUGGUGUCACGCCGCAUCGCGUCCAAGAUCGUCAGCGCCAGCACCCACCACCAGCAUCACCAGCACCAGCAACAGCAGCAGCAACAUCACCAGCAGCAGCAGCAGCAUCAGCAGCACCAGCAGCAGCAACAGCAGCAUCAGCAGCAGCUCGAGCAAGCGCAGCAGCAGCAGCAGCAGCACCUCCAUCACGGCGGCGGUGCCAACCUGAUGGCUUCGAGGGCUCACGAGUACCUGCUGGUGCACGCGGAGGCCCAGACGCAGCAGUACGGCACCAUCAAGCAGGAGAGUAAUGGCGCCAAGCCCUGCCAGCUGUUGGACUCGCGGCCUGACGUGCCGCUGGUUUCGUCGGGGCAGUCGGCCGGCGCCGCCGCCGCCGCCGCGGCGGCUUCGGCCGCGGCGGCGGCCGCGGCGGCCGCAGCCGCGGCCGGUUCGGCCGGGGACUACUUUCCGGCAGGGCGGGACGCGGCGGCUGCCAGGGCGGCGGAGUACGGGGGACUACUUUUGCCGAAGGUGGAGGGGUGCUCGGGGGCGACGGUGGUGGCGCCGCCGUGCUCGCAACGGAUGAAUACGACGGAUGCAGGGCUGGAGUUGGGCGUGGAGGCCUCGGACGCGUCCCUGGACGGUGCGUCGCUUGACGUGGCCAAUCACGAGACGUUCUGCGGCUCGCACGGCGGCUCCCCGGCCAGCUCGGGCGGCGGCCUGGACGGCCUGGACACCACGGGGGGGGUCCCCACUGGGGGGGUCUCCUUCCGCUCGACGGCCAGCCACGGCCACCACCACCGCGGCAGCGGCGGCGUGAGCCUGGCGUCGCUCGGCGGCGCCGUGGUGAAGAGGGAGCGCCACGACGACGACGACGACGACGCGGCGGCGGGGGCGGCGGCGGCGGCGGCGCCGGGGGCGCCGGGGGCGCCGGGGGCGCCGGGGGCGGCCGGCGACAACUCUGAGGAGGAGGACGACGGCGUGAACUCGAGCGACGGCUCCCGCGGCGCGGGCACGGAGUGCACGGAGAGAGCACUCGCCGUGGUGCAGGCGGAGGCACGCUUGGCGUGCGAGCUGUGCGGGGUGCGCUUCCGCGACGAGGCGGCGCUGCGCACGCACAGCAAGAGCCACCUGCGCGAGCGUCCGCACGCCUGCGAGGUGUGCGGCAAGACCUUCACGCUUCGGCACCAGCUCAAGACUCACCACCGCGUCCACACGGGCGAGAAGCCGUUUGAGUGCGUGCUGUGCGGGCAGCGCUCCCGCGAUCACUCGGCAAUGACCAAGCACCUGCGGACGCACGGCGGCGCCAAGCCCUACCGCUGCACCGUCUGCCGCGCCUACUGCCCCAACAUGGCCGCCAUGCAGAGUCACAUGACCUCGCACCCGGCCACCGACCUGCCGUCCGAUUGGACCAUUGAGGACACCUACCUGUACCGCUACCACGUCAUGUGAUGGCGCGGACGGGUGGGAGCGGUGAAGGGGGGG